GACAUCUGAACAAACGUCGUCGUCUGCUGAUGACGUGCGCGGGGUUUUCCGGGUGCGACGGCUUGAGAUGCAGGCUAGCAGGCUAACCGAGUAACGUCGAAACACAGAUACUACAGCGCUGUUGACUAACGUCGAGAGUCGGAGGGUGGGAAGUCGAACAUGAAGGGGGUAAACGAUUCAUUUUACAAGGGGUGUUUCUGAAAGUGAAGUCGCCGUGAUCUACAUAGAUUGAUCUAGCUAAAAACAAAAUGUCAACAACGCGGCCCCUCCUCGGGAUGAAGCGAAUCACCGAGGUAACCUGCACAGAGCCGCCGGGAGGCAGGCAGUCCCCGACCGCCAGCAGAAAGCAGUCCGAGCCGCUCACCGUAGACGAGUUCACGGUACAUGAGGACAAGCAGACAGAGCUCAGAUGCAGCAAACCGAAAGUCGAACAGGUUUUCCAAGUGACAUUCACGAUUAUUGGGCUCUUGGAUCACACUGGAGCCCACGGAAGUAAGGCUUCCAGGCAGAUCUGGCUCAAGCUGAAGGGGAAAAAGGAGGAUGUGUCAAAAGCGAAGGAGUAUGUGAAAGGCCUAUGUGACCCAGAGCUUCAGAAGGAAGAAUGGUACCCGGUGGACAUGCACUGCAUUUUUGCUGGUGCUCGUGGACUCUUUUUAGACCGGCUGCUUAGAGACACGAGUGCAGAGGUCCAAGUUCUGGAGCCGGGUCGUCUGAGGUUGAGCGGGCGUGCAGAGGCUGUCGUCAUGGCUCAAAGUCGUGUUCAACAGUUUGUCGCUCUCUUUCAGGAGAAGCGAAGCUUGCCAGCUGACAGAGAGCCCUUGGUUAAGCGCACUUUUAAGACUUUUGUGGAGGACCGGGCUGAUAAAUAUGCCAUGGAGCUGCUUUUGCUGCCCAGUGCCCUCAAAGAGGAACUUUUGGGCUUGGCCCAAAGCCCAACGCAGCCUAUAGCUAUCAUAGACCUUGAGCAGGACCGCUCCCAGACUAGCACACCUGUAACAGACCUCUCCAACCGUAUCCUGGACACCACGUUUGAAGAUAAAACCUCAGGUCCUGCCACCACUCCUGAUGUUAUGCCUGGUCUGAAUGGUCGGCCUUGCAAUAAGCGACGGUCCUCUGGAAGCGAGCAGAGGGACAUUAAGAGGCAAUAUUCAUUGGAGAGGAGAGAAGAGGAGCAGUUGGAUGAGCGACAGCGAGAGCCAAGCCAAACUUGGACAGUUGCGCCUGCGAAAGGGACGCUAGUAGCUAGUGAAUCGACAAAUGAAAGUGAGGUGGUGAGUCCUGAGACUAACUUGCGCUGUCUUGUUAACUUCUUCCGAACCAUGGGCUACCAGCAGGAGGUGGUGGAGCGGGUGGUGCGUGAGACGGGGCAGACAGAAGACACGUUUUUACUUCUGGAACGAAUAGUGGAAGAGACUCAAAAGACCCAGAGAACACAAGGAACACAGUGCACUUCUCGCACUCCCGACCCGAUGCCCUGCGCAAACGCCUUGUCCACCUCUACCUGCAUCAGGCUCAAAGAGAAGGAACGGGCACAGAUGCGAGCUCUUGCAGAGAUCAAGAGCAAAGAAAACAUUAGACCACCUAGCACUAAUGGUAUAGGUCAGAAGAACCAGACAAGCAGCGUGCCACUGGCUUCUGCCACUCUUAAAAGAAACAAUGGUGCACAGACUGAUGUGUGUGAAGUGAUCAUCAUUGAUGACGAUGAUAACGACUUCACAGAGACAGAGAGGAAGCCUCGAAUGGCUGCACUUGAUUUGAAGACAGAGUCCCGGUUUGACUACUUGCCCCGUGGUAGCUCUCAAACAAUGGUUCCAGUCCGGAUGGAGAGUGUGACCAAUCUCCGCAGCUGCUCUCAAGGCCCUCCUCUCCGGAGCACCGAAACACGACCAGGAUGCUCUUACCAGACGCUCCCUGGAAGGGCACCUUUACCUCGCUCUGAGGCACAUAGCACCUCUAAACCAGCACCCCUCACCGGCAUAUCUCGGUUCCAGCAGUCCCUGAGAACCCCCUACCGACUAAUCCUACAAAAUGAACCGGGCUGCCCAGAUCUGCGACACAUCAUCAUCGAUGGGAGCAAUGUGGCAAUGGCACAUGGACUCCAUCGAAUCUUUUCUUGUCGUGGAAUCGCCAUCGCUGUAGAGGCCUUUUGGCGCCGAGGGCACCGUGAAAUCACUGUCUUUGUUCCUCAGUGGAGACAGAAAAAAGACCCCAACAUCACUGAACAACACUUUCUGACCCAGCUGGAAAACUUGCGACUCCUUUCUUUCACUCCAUCUAGAGAAGUGUGUGGGCAGAGAAUUUCCUCCCAUGAUGACAGAUUCCUACUUCAUCUGGCUGAGAAGACAGGUGGGGUUAUCGUCACCAAUGACAACCUGAGGGACUUUGUGAACCAGUCAGAAGCGUGGAGAAGGAUUAUUCAGGAGAGACUCUUACAGUUCACCUUUGUAGAAGAUCACUUUAUGAUCCCAGAUGACCCACUUGGAAAAAAUGGACCUCACCUAGAUGAGUUUCUAUUUAAAGACCGUCGAGGUAGUCCCAUAAUGGCCCCACCAAGGACAGACCUUCGGGCAACCCCUUCAGUAUACACCUCGGCAGCACAGUCCACAGCACAUCCCUCUUCCCCUUCCCACUGGCCACACUCUGGACCUCCAGACUGGCACCUUCCUCGACUGUCCCCUUCUCCACCUCCACAGCGGUCACCCUCAGAAACCACAGAGCUCAAAAGGAAGUUGUACGACAUCUUUCCUGACCAAAAGCAGCGUAUUGACCAUAUCCUCAGCGACAACCCAUAUAUGAGGGACCUGAAUGCUCUGUCGGGCCUUUUGCUGGGCUGAAACACUUUUACACCCAAAAUUGUGGUUUUCACUCUUGUGCAUGGAGGUCACAGGGCUUUUUUCAUUAUUAAGGAAUUUCAUGAUGGAAAAGCGCUGCUACAAGCUUUUAUUUGUUCAAGCUUUUAUUUGUUCCAUCAACUAAUUUAGAUUAUGAUAUCCAGGGCCCUCUGAUCGACUGCAAGCACAAAAACCUAGUUAUAAGUUGUUUAAUCGCUUUAAAUAUACGAGAAUGUACAGUCCAAAUGGCAUAUAUUUGAUGUAAAUAUUUGUGAACACAACACAGUUGUUUUGAACUGGCUUUGCUUUAGUUACUGCUGAAGGACCAUUUGAUUUGCAGUUUUUGAUAUGAUUAUGCUUUAUGUAAUUUCUGUUUUUGUAAAUAUUGACAUUAUUGAGCCAAAUGAGUACUAGUUUCAGUCACUCAAAGUGCCCCACUGAAGUGCCCUGUCAUCUGCUUGCAGGACAAAAUUGCUCAUUUCCUGUUCACUAAUUUUAGUUCCCGUUAAUUUUGGUGAUGGUGACAAAUUGCUAUGCUGUUUCUAGGAAUCCCUGGAGACCCCCUGUAUCACCCAAGAGACUGUGAAACAGUUAAAUGGUUUAAAAAGUUUCCAGAUUACUCAGUGACCUGGCACGUCCCUUCCUCUGCCCUGUUGUGCAAGUCACCGUUAAUAUCAGACAGGAAACCAAAGCUGUCAUUGAUGUAAACCUUUGUCCCAGUUUUGACCAUCAGAGGGCACUGUGGGAUUGCUAGCCUUUACCAACCUCAUUAUGUAAUGGAAGACAGAACAUAAACAAAAUGCAAUUUCACAGUUGAAAAACAUUAUUUUAGAGCAUUUUAUUGCCACAAAAAUGCAUUUUCACUGUUAUUGUUACGGCAUCAGCUUUUCCCUGUCUUUGAAAUAUGUGCAGCGUUGGACUUUGUGAAUUGGUAUUCAAUUUUGGGAAUGAAAAUGCAUAGGCGUUAAACCCACGGAAGCAUCACAGACUCGGCAGGCACUGUGGGUAUCUCACAGUAUGGCUGCUGAAAACCUUUUUCUUUUUCUGGAAGGCAGUGUUAAUAAAGGCCAAUUAUGUGUUUAUCAGGAA
This is a messenger RNA of Sinocyclocheilus grahami, 3920 nucleotides long. Its product is annotated as NEDD4-binding protein 1-like. Gene Ontology annotation, molecular function: RNA binding. The record is from RefSeq and is a predicted model, not a curated record. The transcript is spliced from 7 exons. Lineage: Eukaryota; Metazoa; Chordata; Actinopteri; Cypriniformes; Cyprinidae. The coding region runs from base 249 to 2834 and encodes 861 amino acids. Gene Ontology annotation, cellular component: PML body; nucleus. Gene Ontology annotation, biological process: negative regulation of protein ubiquitination; negative regulation of proteasomal ubiquitin-dependent protein catabolic process.